Anguilla rostrata (American eel) is the source of this 3011-nucleotide messenger RNA. RefSeq names its product CD48 antigen-like. Lineage: Eukaryota; Metazoa; Chordata; Actinopteri; Anguilliformes; Anguillidae. The record is from RefSeq and is a predicted model, not a curated record. The coding region runs from base 162 to 1127 and encodes 321 amino acids. The transcript has 6 exons.
UUUCUUCCUGCACAACGGUAUGGAUUUUCAACCCAGCAGGCAACACUAUUUGUUUGCAUGUCAUACAUUUAAAAAAAAAAAUGUUUUCUCUUGUGGGGGCCAGGACCUUUAAUAACUGGACAUGCAAAUAACUUGAGAUAUGAAUCACAGUCUCUUGUACAAUGAUAAACUUCAAGGCUGGACUUUAUUUCAUUCUUCUUUUCCUCCUCAGUGGUCUGCUCUCAUUAGAGCCUGAAGUGAAGACAGUGAGCAAGAAAGAGGGAGAGACCGUCAGUCUACACUCUCAUAUUGCUGGAGAACAGGCUCAGAUACUGUGGAUUUUUCAUUCUGGUAGUUCUAAAAAAACAAUUGCCCAGCUGAUCAGAGGAGAGUUUGCAUCAGACUAUAUUGAGGAAUUUAGAGACAGGCUGCAGCUGGACAGACAGACUUGGUCUCUCAACAUCAGCAACCUCAACAGCAAAGACACAGGAGUUUACCACGUACAAGUCAUUGCCAAUGAAAUUUCAGACCAGAAAUUUAACUUAAUAGUAUAUUCUCCAGUGCCUAAACCUGUCAUCACUCACAUCACUCCGAGGCACUCAGUCAGUCGCUCAGUGUCCAGUGCAGUGUGCAGAAAGAGCUGCUCAGUGCUGUGUUCUGUGAGGAAUGAGAGAGAGGUCGUCCUGUCCUGGCAGAGGGAGGGGGAGACACUAUUCAACACCAGCAGCCCUGAUCUCAACAGCACCCUGUCUCUCCCUCUGGAGACAGAAAACUGCAGUGCUGCCUACACCUGUGUGGCUGAAAACCCAGUCAGUAACCAGACUGUCCCACUCAACACUGAGGAGCUCUGUCUUCUGAGCCCAGAUGCAGGCAAAACAAGGAGUUACAUAUUACCUGCAGUGAUGAUAUCAGUGGUGGUGAUAGCAGUAAUUGGAGCAGUAACAGGAUUUGUUUUUUUCAUUGUAAAACAGCUGAAGUAUAAAAAACUGGAUCACACAGGCAAUUGGAACGUGGACAGAGUGCGUAAUGAAGUACAGUAUGCUAACAUUUGCACAGAAAUGCACUCAAAAAAGACACAACUCCUGGGAGGUGAUCCCGGCAGACUGGACUCAGAGACAAAAACCAAAAUUGUGUAUAAAUUGUGUUGACACAUAUGGAAAUAACUGCACUGGUGCAACCAAAGAGAGACUGGCUGUGUCAAAAGCCAGUAUCCUACGUACCUUACCCCAUAAAUGCUCAAUUUGGUUCAAAUAUGGUGGCUGAGAAGGAUGGAUAACAUCAGUGUCAUGCCCUUCAAACCACUGGGUGACACGGGGGUUGGGGUUUCAUCUCAAAAUGCUCAUUCAAUAGCACUGAGUUACCAUUAACAGUGAGCUUGCCUUCUAAGCAUGAACCAUGACAGGAAUAUCCAUUCCACUUCACAGUGAAACUACCUUGUCUUACACUUAGCUGUCGCUGCCUCCAGAUGCCACUUGCUACUAUAAUUUCUGAUUUGUUCUUUGAAUCAUGCACUUGUAUCCUCACUGUGUAUGGUGGCAUCUGUCAUGUAUGAAGGGACAUUUUAUCAGUAUUUUUGUGAUCAAUAUUAAAAUUAUGUGUUCAUCAAUGCAUGUCUUAAUGUUCUGAAAUAUCCUGUGCUGGGCAUAUCACAGACCAAGGAUGUCCUGGAGGUCUUACUCGCUUAUUAUUAUUCAUGUAAAAUAAUAAAUGGCGUAGCCUCUCCAAACGUCUAAUAAUUUGCUGAUUAACUAAACAUUGUUUUAAAGAAGCUGGGGUUAUAAGGACAUUUUUAGCUUGGUUUAUUAACCAAAGAUGUAGCUUGUAUUGCGAGCAUUCAGGACUGACUUCAGCUUCAGCUGUGACAGGAAAUUAUGAACUGUUAAGAAAGGUGAUUAUGUAGUUUUCUACAUAUUAACCAUUUGGCACUUUUAUCACAGAUGAGCCAGUUAUCAGGCUAAAUAUUAUAAGGAGUAUGAUGCACAAUCCCAGCUGCAGCUGUGGAAGUGAAGCAGAGAAGCUGUUACUGGGCUUUACUGCGACUUUAAAAUUAUCACUCUGCUAUUCCACAAUGGUGGAACAACACGAAUCGCUUGACCAACCAAGGGCAAGCAAAUUUAUCAGCUGACCAACCAGAUAAGAUAUAUGGCAACCAGAUGACAGGCUGCAGUACACAGAAUGAGCAAGAGGCUGGCUGGGCUCCCCAAGUAAAAUAAAAACAAGGGUAACAGCCUACAGUCAGUGACAGCUGCCCUGUUAAUUGGGAACCUCAGCACCCCUUAAAUCUGAGUUAAGUUGUACCACCAGCUUUGCAGAAUCUGAAGUGGACUCCCAAGUUUAAAGGUGUUCUAUUUGCUUGCAUUAGACUCAAAGAAAACCUUGACAUGUGCAUUAUAUGUGUUCUAAUAUACUGUUACAAUUAUUUUGCUCCUCUGUUACAAUUAUACCGACUAGGCUGUAUGAAUGUAAGAUCGGACUACUUGUAUUUUGGUUUAAAUUUGAUUCGAUUAAGUUAUGAAUGUAAUUGAAAUGGGUAAUGACUUGUCAUGGUUCGAUGUUCCUGUUUCUGUUUUUUUCCUUUUUGCGCCGCCAGAUGGUGGCACUUCAGUUUUGUAUUUCUGUUUGUUCCCUCAUUGGUUUCCCCUGUGUUAAUUGUAUUAUUGUUUUCUAUUAUGCAAUCAUUGUUUCUGUUCAUGUCUCGUUAUCCCAUCCCUCACUUGUUUGAUUAUGUAUUGAGUUCACCUGUGUCUGGUUUAUUUAAGUCCUUUGUUUCCCUGACUCGGCUGCUGGUUCCUUGUGUUUCUGAUUGUGUUUCCUCCUGUGAAUUUCUGCCAGUGUGUUUCUGACUAUGUGUUUCUGUCUGUGAGUUCUGCCCUGCCCGAGUUCUGUUUUCCUCAUGUUUUUUGGUUUUUGAAAAUUCUGCUGUUUUUGUUUCUGAAGAACUUUUUGUGUUUUUGGAAGUGCCCUGCCUGGCCUUGUUUUUGUUCCCUGUUUUCUGUUACCUGCAUUAGAUUAAAGUCUUUGAUUGGAUUUGC